This is a messenger RNA of Paramuricea clavata, 22480 nucleotides long. The record is from the annotation of a GenBank genome assembly. Lineage: Eukaryota; Metazoa; Cnidaria; Anthozoa; Malacalcyonacea; Plexauridae.
GUAUUAGAAUUAUUAUGAUUGUUAAAUAUUUAAUUAAAUUGAUCUUUUGCGCAUGAACAACGAUCAAUUAACGAUGUUUUCUAGGUUGUAGUUGUUCCAAAUGUAGCUGUACAGAACAAGGUACCUGGUGUACAAGGAUUAUUGUCGUUCAGGAAGGAUGUAAGCCGACUUUACCUAAGAUCAGGUUCUUCUUGGCGUAGAGUCGCUGAUGAAAGCGAGGUAAACUGUUAGACAAUAGGAAAUCUAUUAUGUCUCCCUGGAUCAAAACCUUAUGAAGCGUUUCCUCUCAAGCCCUAUUAGUAAAUAUUCCUUCAAAAAGAAUAAUUUUAUAUAGUCUGACAAGGUCUUUAAUUACAACGUACGAUUGUGCAGUUUUUAAUAAGAAUGAAGUUCCUGCAUUCUGUGCACUUUCUGCAUGACAUGACCCUCCCCCCGACUUUCAAAGGGAUGCAUGCCCAACAUAAUUCUUUGUUCCUUCUCCGAGUUUCACGCAGUACUUUGUGAACACAAUUUUGAGUAAAGUAUAUAGAAUCAGAUACAGAUACAGAUAUUGCACAGCACACUCCCUAUCAGGAUUUUCAGUGACUGGUACAUUAGAACCGGAACUGGCGUGAAGCAAGCCGAGGUAGACUGUGAGCUUACAAAUGGCGCUUUAAGCAGUCGCUAUUAGUCCAUAUCUCAUUAAUGAUCUGCCCCCUGACCAAUGUGUUUAACCCACCCUGUCAACUUACCCGGCAAAAACCAACGACUUUCGGCAGAGCGUUGACUUUUACUCUUUUCACACGAGGACCGGGUUCGAGUCACAUUGAGGAGUUCUCACUGAGAUUUGAACCUGCGACCUUAGAGGUGAAAGGCAAAGUGCGCUAACCACUUCGCCAACGAAUAUACCGAUCAUAGAAGUAUUUUAACUAUACUCUCGGCACUCGGUAAAUCGACAAUGUCGCUUCGUAAAUCUGGUCGGGGAAGGAGCUUUCGUAAGUGAAAUUAAAACUGAAUGAAGAUGUUGGAAUAAGCUUACUCCAUGAUUUAUCUAUCAAUAUAACAAGGUGACCUUAUUAAUUUUGGACUUCGUCUUUUGAAGGCUUGCAUAAUUUCGUCCUUAAAAUGCUAUAAUUAUGUAACGAAAUUUCGCACUAUUUUUUAUGACUACAUUUUAUUUGUAAAACAUUCAAAGUAACUAAUAAGAUACUAAUUCGGCAAACUAUCUUAGCUUGUUUCUUUCUUGACUAUUCUGAACAAUGUUUGACAUCACGUCAAAUUGCAUAAUAGCUUUCUGAAAAAACGUUUAUAAAUCCUAUAGAAAACUGAUUCAAAUUUGUCGGCACAAAACAUGUAUUUGUAGUAUGUUGGCAUAAAACAUACGCAUGGUUUUAUAAUUUCGAUGGACGAUGCUCCAAGAUCUUGCGCAUCAAAAAUUGUUAAAUAUCUAAUAUAAUAAGGUAAAAUAGUUUGGCGAAGUAUUUUAUUUGCUCACUUUGAAUUUUCUUUACAUUCCGUUCGUAUAGAAUGUAGUACGCGAUGCCUUUGUACUUUGUAACCAUGAUGCCUUAGUGAUCCCAUAAUCAUUCUUACAUCCACUGUUGGGAACGAACCCAACCGAAUGUCGUUUAUAUAUAAAAUAAUAAUCACCACGUCAUUACACUUUAUUUACUUUCAAAUUUAGUUUAUUCUAAGCAGUACAUCAUGACAAAUAUCUUGUACAUAUCAAAUACCCAUGCAUCAUUCUGUCCUCGAUUCUGUCCGUAUUUCGAAUAAUAUUGGUCGUAAACAAAGGUUUGCUACAUAGAAUUACAAAUAACGUUCAUUAACAACAAGUUCAAGUGGUUCAAAGUCAAAAUGAAAGAAAUACUUACAUCUUAUGGCGAUUUUAAAGCAGAUUACGUUUGUAUAUCUAUCACGAAUAUCAAUAGUUUUCCAAAAAGCCUCGCUCGCGAAGACUGGCCCUAAAUUAAUUAUGCUAAUGUCAACAAACGGCGCGAAAUAAUUAGAUUAAUUAUAGUAGCGUCCGUAACAUCCCGGCCCCCCAAUGAGCGUAUCACGUUAGCUCAUUUAUCACCUUUAUUCGUCAGCCUCCAGGAAGCACAACUUCUGAAUUGGACGUUUCAAAACAUUGUUUUUCGGUUUCACUUCGGCGACUCUGACAAGACCAUCCUUUCCAGGAAACACUUUCGUCACUCUACCAAGUAGCCAAUGUCCUCGUUGAAGAUUCUCGUCUACUAGGAGUACAAGAUCGCCAACUGCUAAAUUUCGUUGUGGUGUAAGCCAUUUCUGUCUUUGUUGUAAGGUUGGUAGAUACUCAUGUAACCACCGUUUCCAAAAAUGAUCGCUCAAAAUUUGUGAUUGUCUCCAACUCGUUCUGCUAUACAAAUCAGCAUCGUCAAAUUUUCCAGGAGGUAGAGUAAUAGCUGGUCUUUGAAGUAACAGAUGAUUCGGAGUUAACGGCUCCAUGUCCCGAGGAUCGUCCGAGUUCGGGCACAGAGGUCUGGAAUUGGCAAUCCCUUGGGCUUCUGAUAACACCGUUCUCAAGACUUCUUCUUCAACUAAUGUCUUUCCUAGGAUAGCCUUCAACGAUUGUUUAACACCACAAAUCAGUCUCUCCCACACUCCCGACAUAUGGGACGCUAAUGGCGAGUGGAAAAUCCAUUCUACUCCGGUUUGUCUUAAAUGCUCUUCAAUCUGAUUUUGAUUCCACCUUUCUAAAGCUUCACGUUACUCGCGCUCUGCGCCCACGAAAUUUGUACCGUUAUCUGAACGCAGUUGUUUAACGCCACCCCGAAUGUUUAAGAAUCUUCGUAACACCAUGAUGAAAUCAUCGGUUUCCAGGGACUGGGCUAGUUCUAGAUGUAUGGCUCUCGAGGCCAUACAUACAAAUAUACAUCCAUAACGCUUGGCAGAACCCCGUCCGUGUUUUACCAUAAGUGGUCCGAAAAAGUCAAUGCCCGUGUUUGUAAAGGGAGGUUCGAAAGGAGUAAGGCAAACCUUAGGUAACUCUGCUAUUUCUUGGGUUAUCCGUACAGAGUAUCUUUUCCUACACGGUAUGCAUUUGCUGAUCACUCGUUUAAUAGUCGCUCUGCCCUUAACGAUCCAAAAUUCUUCUCGAAGUCGAGAUAACAACUGCUCUUGUUCGCAGUGUCCAAGUUGUUGGUGAUUAAAACGAAUUAUCAAGGUUGUAACAUGGUGAUUCUGCGGUAAAAUCAUCUGAUGUUUGCUGUCAAACGUGCUUGGUGCUUCUGAUAUUCUACCAGAGACCCUUAGGAGUCCGUUCUCGCCUAGCAUGGGCUUAAGCUUCACAAUCGAACUCGAUUUCUUCACACGUUGACCGGUUUUAUCCUUUCUUUUAAGAUCUUGCAAUUCUUCCGGAAACGACUGGUGUUGAACAAGUGAAACAAUCGUUCGUUUCGCUAAAGUCAGGUCAUCCACGGUUAAAGUAUUGCAUUCUAAACGUUUGCCAUUUUUCAACCAAGCUUUGUACUUGCAUAGCCAAGCCACAUAUUUAUGUAGUUUCGACCAGUCCGAGUAUCUUUCGGGGAGUUCAUAGAGCAGAGGGCUUACAGUCGUCUGGAGGCGAGUUUCUUCUUUUUGAUUUCCAGCUCGCUGUCGGGUAUCUCUUGAAUUGGCUCAUCGGGCCAUGUAUCUCUGGGGUUCGAAAGGAACUCUGGACCUCUUAGCCAUCGCUCUUGUUCUAUGUAUCGCUGAGGGUCCAAACCGCGAGAACAAUUGUCCGCAGGAUUCAAACUUCCUGGACAGUGUCGCCAUUGACUCGGAUCAGUUGAUUCCCGAAUUUCGUUCACUCGGUUAGCUACGUACGUUUGAAAUCGUUUCGUCGUGUUGCGAAUAUACGACAAUACUAUCAUACUGUCCGUCCAAAAGUACGUUUCAUGUACGGUUAUAUCGAGCUCAUCUUUAAUUAUCAAAUUCAUUCGUACAGCUAAUAAUGCACUUUGCAAUUCGAGUCUUGGAAUCGUGGGUGACCGAAUGGGAGCAUUUCUCGACUUUCCCAUGACAAACGAACAGUUAAUAGUUCCGUCGCUGUAGAUGAUGCGUAGGUACGACACGGUACCGUAUCCAAUCUAUGAGGCGUCACAAAAAUGGUGUAACUCGACAACAGCAUCGUCAUGAUCUGGAAGUCGGUAGAAACAACGAGGGAUGCUUAUCUGAGUCAUCAAUGGUAAAAGUGAUUUCCAAUUAAUCCAUGAUUUCAGUAGAUCGUUCUCCAGGAAGUCGUCCCAUUUCAUCUUCCUCCUCCAACACACUUGGAGAAUUUGCUUAGCAGGUAAAAGAACUGGUGCAGCAAAUCCCAUUGGAUCAUAAAAGGAGGAAACACAUGAAAGCACACCUCGCAUGGUAUUUGGUUUGUCACAAGGUUUUAUCUUGAAACAAAAGGCAUCAUCUUCGACGUUCCAGUGGACACCCAGCGUGCGUUCAAUAGGAAGUUGGUCAAGACUUAGAUCCAGGUCGGGCAAGACUCUCCUUUCAACAGGCACUGCCUCAAGAACUCUCCGACUGUUGGACAUGAAUUUGGUCAAUUUAAAGCCUCCACGUGAAAGCAAAGACAUUGAUUGAACUCUUAGCUACUUUAAUAGCAAUUUCUUCAUUCUUCAGGGCUCUCAACAUAUCAUCGACGUAAAAUGUCUUAAAACAGUGUCAGCGACAAGGUUAUCAAAUUCGCUCUUAUUAUCUUCGGCAGUCCUUUUAAGGCAGUAAUUUGCACAGCUCGGCGAGUCUGUCGCCCCGAAAACGUGUACGGUCAUAACGUAUUCAUCAGGUGGCUUGUCGAGACUUCCGCUCCACCAGAGAAACCGAAACGCAUCCUGGUCGGCUUCUGGAGAUACCUUCACCUGAUCAUGGAUAAUAAAAUAAAUGGAUAGGAACUAGCUGACGUGACCUAAUGUUUUUACUGGGAUUGAUGGCGUGGUUGGAUGCCUCAACCUAGUUGAAAUUCAAAUUCUCAAAAACGGCAUGUUUAGCAAUAAUACAGCUAAAUAUUUUAGUCAAAGAGCAAAUAAAUGUAACCACGCCAUUCUGCGAUGAAAACUCUAAGUAUUCCCAGUCAAUUUUAGCAAAUAUUUCAAACACUAAACAGUGAAAAAUAUAUCGCAAAUUUCGUUAAAAAUUGUGACGCCAAUUUCGUAGCUACAAAUGUAAAAAAAUACAAAACAAAGACGAAAAACAUUUACCUUGAAUACUUUGUCGUGGCUUAGGCAUGUUUUUAAAACAAUUAGACCAGUUUACGGUUCAAGAUCACCCUUUUAAAGUGGAAAAUAUAGCAAAACAACAAAUAUGCCGAGAACUUUGGUAACAUUCGCAAUACGCGUGACGUCACGUUUUUCAACAAGGAUGCAGUCAAUGACGUCAGAAGUUUCCAAUCCAUUUAUUUUAUUAUCCAUGACCUGAUUGAACAUACCUUCAAUGUCCGCCACUAGGGCAAUGUUAUCCUGGCGAAACCUUAUAAAAACACCAACGAGACUGUUCGUAUAGUCCGGGCCUUGCAAUAAAUUCUGAUUUAGGGACGUAUCUUCAAACUUUGCCGCUGCAUCAAAAACGGUUUAGACGCCGAACUCUUCUCUGUGCCUGCUCUAGUUUCAACCUUGCUAAUUCUGCUGAACGAGCCGCCGUCUUCACCCUAGACGACACAGAGGACCCCCUGAACGUCUACUCUUUGACGACCUUGACAUGGAAACACUACUUUGUACUGACACAGAAAGUUUAUCAUCAUCCUUAAGGUGAAGACCAUUCUCAAACUUUGAGUCUCUCUGUAAACUGCGAAUGCUCUUGUUAAGUUGACCAAUAGCUAGUUGAUUACAUUCAUUUAUUUUUCGUUCGAGACUUUGACGUUGGAUGCUAAGACGCUCCAAGUCACGCGUGUUAUUAAUCAGCUGAGAAUAAUCUUCAUGUACCUUGAGGUACUUAACCCACCUUGAAUGUAUAGUGUCCAAAGUUUUUUCAAUUUCUGUAGUCUCAAUAUUAUUAUAAUCAUAAGUUUUUAAAGACUCUGUAGAUACUUCAAUAAUUUGCGAAAGUUUUAAUAAUUCAUGCUUUAGUCCUUUGGAAUGUAUUUCAUUUAAAUAUUCUGCGUACUCACGCGACACCUUCCGGGUCCGAGAUGUCCUUCGUAAACCGUUGUCACUUCCGGCUUAUUGACUUCGUCGAUCGCGAAGUUCGUCGAACUGUUUUGCACAGAUUUCAUCCAUAAAAGAUCAAACUAUGUUGGGAACGAACCCAACUGAAUGUCGUUUAUAUAUCAAAUAAUAAUCACCACAUCAUUACACUUUAUUUACUCUCAAAUUUAGUUUAUUCUAAGCAGUACAUCAUGACAAAUAUCUUUUACAUAUCAAAUAUCCAUGCAUCAUUCUGUCCUCGAUUCUGUCCGUAUUUCGACUAAUAUCGGUCGUAAACAAAGGUUUGCUACAUAGAAUUACAAAUAACGUUCAUUAACAACAAGUUCAAGUGGUUCAAAGUCAAAAUAAAAGAAAUACUUACAUCUUAUGGCGAUUUUAAAGCAGAUUACGUUGUCAACAAACGGCGCGAAAUGAUUAGAUUAAUUAUAGUAGCGUCCGUAACAUGCAUCAACUGCUGGGGUUGCUUGAAGAAUUCGAGCGAUGAAAUCAUCUAACUGUUCAUCAUAUAUAUUAGAGAACUCUCUUCCCUCUACUGGCAUACCGAACUGGUAUAGCGUACUACUUUCUGAUACACCAAGACUUCGAGCUAUGUCACUCCAGCGCAUACCACAAUCACCGUGUAAAUCCUGCAACUGUUAGUGGCUUGCGCGAAAUCCUGGUCACCCACUCAAACCACUAUUCUCAACUGAAAUAUUUACGUUUAACAUUCCGUUUUCAUCCAUAUCGUCUUGUAAAAGACAUUUUCUUUCAAAGUGAGAUCGAAGAGAAAGCGUACGAUCCAAAAUAUACGAUAAAUCAAGCAAGUAGCUUCUCUGUGAUUCAAGGUGUCCAUAGGACUCUGGAUGCUAGGCUAUAACUGAAAGCGUUCUGGCAUAUUCGUCAAGUCUUCUUGUUAAUUACCGAUCACGAGAUGCAGAAUGCAACCGACCAUCACAAAUGUCAAUUAGUCUUCCCAAAGAUAAAAAAACUCGUUUAUAUUUGGCAACCAAUGCGCCAUUUUCCUUUCGAUUUGAUUUAGCAUCAUUUAUAGCACAUGUCAAUUACUUCCGAUUUUUAGUUUCCGGUUUCCAUUGACCAUUUUUUGCUUUGCACCUCCGUUUCCACUGGACAAGAUUUUUUUGUAUCAACCAAUUUCCAAUUUUCAUCGAAUUUUCUUUGCAGUUCGCACUUCCGCUUGUACGUACUCGACAAGAUUUUUAUUUCGAAUGUUGUUUUUUUUUAUUUCCUAUCGAAGAUUGAAUAAUGUUUUAAUUACGCUUUUUUGUCCGCAAUGGAACGCCAUACCCGGAACGGCGCUUCGCACCGAUGGCUCGCGUAUAAAAAUAUUUGACCAAAUUAAGCCCAGGAAUCAUCUUAUUAAAGUCCCGUUUAAGGUAUUUUUUAAAUUUUCAUGUGUAAGGACAAUUCAAGUUGUAUGUUGUUUUAUUAAACGUAUAUUUUUCGAGAAAUAACUGAACCUAUAUGAAGCAUGUGAAUUGAAACAUGUAGCACUGGCCUGUGUUUUUUUAUGUUUGUAUUUGGGGUGGGGUUUUUUUUGCAGUUUGGUCGGAAAAAAGUACAUUUCGCGCUUCGCACUAAGUCCAUUGAAGUCCAUUCACUAUAUUGUACUAUCUUUAGUGUCGAUAGGGCGCAAUUUUCAAAUUCUUGGGUGGUAUUUUCAGUAGUUAAAUUAAAAGUUGUCUUCACUCGUCGGAUUGUCGCUAAAAAUAACUCUUUUUGAUAUUCGUAAAAGGCUAUCCCCUCCCGCAUCCAAUUAGAUUGCAAGAAAUAAAAAUAUCACUUGGCAUGAACAAAUAAAAAAUAAAUACAUUUAUUUUAUUGAGAAGGUCAGCAGAAAUAUCCACCUGACCACCAAUUAUGGUUGUACUUCAUGAGUGCUGAACAUUGCAUAGUUAAAUUGGGUGUAGGCGUUACAGUGAAGGUCAACACUCAUAUGAAAACUAAGGAACUUAUAGUUUUUUUAUUAAUAUAUCAAUAUCUCAUUGCUUAAAUAAGGUCAAAAAAUAGCCCGGCUUUACCCUACUCAGCCUACUGGGUAAUCCGCAGUGGCCCCAAUAAGUACGUAAAAGUUAAAAAAUCUUCUAUAUUCUUCCACUGUAGCCUAUUAAUUGUAUUGUUUGCAUACUAGGUCAGUUUGCGAGAUUCGCAACUGCAAACUGGAACGUAGAAUCACGACGCUUGAAAGUAAUAUCACAACACAACUGGAGGGUAGAAUCGAGCAACUAGAAAUUAGUACGACAUCACAACUGGAACGUAGAAUCGUACAACUUGAAAGUAGAACUACCCCACAACUGGCACGUAGAAUCACGACGCUUGAAAGCAAUACUACAUCACAACUGUCACGUAGAAUGACGACGCUUGAAAGUAAAACUACACCACGACUGGAACGUAGAAUCACGACGCUUGAAAGUAGAACUACACCACAAUUGGCACGUAGAAUCACGACGCUUGAAAGUAAUACUACACCACAACUGGCACGUAGAAUCACGACGCUUGAAAGUAAUACAACACCACGACUGGCGCGUAGAAUCACGACGCUUGAAAGUAAUACUACACCACAACUGGCACGUAGAAUCACGACGCUUGAAAGUAAUACUACACCACAACUGGCACGUAGAAUCACGACGCUUGAAAGUAGAACUACACCACAAUUGGCACGUAGAAUCACGACGCUUGAAAGUAGAACUACACCACAACUGGCGCGUAGAAUCACGACGCUUGAAAGUAGAACUACACCACAACUGGCACGUAGAAUCACGACGCUUGAAAAUAGUAUACACCACAACUGGCACGUAGAAUCACGACGCUUGAAAAUAGUAUACAACAACUGCAACGUAAAAUUUGAGCAAAUUCAAGGUAGUGUUGCAGAUUUUCAAAACUUUUUCUUAUUAAACUGCAGUGUUACGACGCUUGAAAAUAGUAUACAACAACUGCAACGUAAAAUGGAGCAAAUUCAAGGUAGUGUUGCAGAUUUUCAAAACUUUUUCUUAUUAAACUGCAGUGUUGUAAAUUGUUCAAUAAUUACGCGCAGACGUAUUAUACCUGGUAAAAUUCGCCUUUAUUGGAUGCCAUCCUAGGUUAAAUAGGCUCUAUUAGUAUAGGUAAUAGCAUGGUUUCGAAUGCAAUUUGGAUAUAACAUGCACGAGUGAGUUUUUCAAAGACCUCUAAAUAGCACGAGUCCGAAGGACGAGUGCUAUUUGAGGUCUUUGAAAAACUCACGAGUGCAUGUUUAUCCAAAUUUCAUGAGAAACCAUGCUAUUACUUAUUAAUAACUUACAUAAAAAUCUUCGAGACAAUUGUAGUUUUAACUUACGCGUUUAUACCGAACAUUCCACUGGCAAAGUUUUCCUGGCUUUGUUAUAUCACAUUAUACAACGCUAACAGCUUGAAAAUUCCACUCAAUUAUGUAAUUUUUGUUAGUCUUGUUUAAGGUAAAUGCUUUUCCAUUUUUUAAUAAAGAUAAAAGCCAUAUUUUCCACGCGAAGGCAACUUUUACUUUGUGUAGCUCGGCGCCAUGUUUGUUUUGUGUUGUUUUGACUUUUAAAGCAAUCUGCAGUGACCGUUACUUCUUUAAACUGAAUUGCUUUAAACUGAUUGGUUGAUUUAAUCAUCACAAUGCUUUUCCACCAAUCAGAUCAGUUUGUUACAGAUUUUUGCACUGUGAUUACAGAAAAUUGCACUGCUGUUUGGGAUUAACUGCACUGAAAUCAACCAAUCACAGUCGAGUAAUAUUAAUGUUAUCAUGUUUGGUAUGAUUGAAAGUUUUUUCCCUAAGUGGCAGUUGAGAACAAGAAAAUCAGAUAAAGCAUGGGUAACCCAAUCGUUAAAAUUGUUAAUCAAGAGAUGUCAGAGAGCCCUUCAUUUGUAUGGGAAAAUUUCGCAGAUUUAUAAAUAUUGGCGAAAUAAAGUUCAGCAAGAAGUUAAAACUGCUCGUAAAAGGUUUUACCACCAGUCGGUCAAGAAGUAUAAACAAAAUUAAGAAAAGUCUCUCAACAGUCUUGGCACCAUCAGCUGCUGUCUGAUGAUAACCCUAAUUGUGCGGACCUUGCUGAGUCUUAUAACGAUUUCUUAGUUGGUCUCACUGCUCACUUUGAACCCUUGGCUCGCUGUCAUCAGAUUGAAGUGCCAGAUUAUGUUAUGGUAAAUCCUGGACAAGUUUAUUCAGCGCUGCGGCGUAUUAAAACAACAAAAUCACAGGGUCCUGACAGCAUCCCAAACAAAGUAUUGAAGACUUUUGCUUUCGAACUUGUGCCUGUAUUGUCUGAUAUAUAUAAUUCCUCAAUGCUCCAGGGAACCUUUCCGGAAAAAUUAAAGCGUUCCUUUGUUGUGCCUAUUCCGAAAGUAUCUCCCCCAAAUCCCAUUGAAGAAGAUCUACGUCUUAUCUCCCUCACUGCACAAGUUGCAAAAAUAAUGGAAGGAUUUACUUUGGAAUCGUUAUUGCUAGAAGUUUUAGAUAAGCUGGACCCGAAACAGUUCUCGUUGCCCAAGAACUCAACAACUCAAGCGUUGGUUUAUCUUAUGCAUCAGAUCCAUGCCGGACUUGACAAAGGUCAAUGUUCAGCCAGAGUGAUCUUCGCAGAUUUUAAAAAGGGAUUUGAUUUAGUUGAUCACAAUGUCAUUAUUACUGAGUUUGAAAGGCUUGGCGUCCAUCCCGUUAUCAUACGCUGGAUUAAAUCAUUCUUAACUGACCGAGAACAGUGUGUUAGGGUUGAAAACUGUAAAUCUUCCUGGAAGAAAACUAAUGGAGGUUUACCACAAGGAACCAAAUUAGGACCAUUACUAUAUUUGCAAUUAUGGUUAACUCUUUAUUAAAAGAUUGGCAAGGCAGGAUUAAGUAUGUUGAUGAUACUUCAGCACUUGAAAUCAUCCCUCGGUGCUCACCAAGCUUACUGCCCAUCGUUGUCAAUGAAAUUUCUGAUUUUGCUGUUUCACGUGGGAUGAAGUUAAACCCAAAGAAAUGCAAGGAAAUGUUUGCAUCAUUCCUUAAAUAUGACUUGCAUUGUAUAGAUUCCAUAUAUAUUUCUGGUACCCCGGUUGAAAGAGUUUGUUGUUACAAGUUAUUAGGCGUUAUCAACUCGCAAGAUCUUACCUGGAACAGACAAGUGGAUUAUAUUCUCAAGAAAGCCAAUUUCCGCCUUUAUGCUUUGAGACAAUUAAAGAAAGCUGGUUUUAACUCAACAGGAUCUUCUUAAAAUUUAUUGAUUAGGUCUUUGAUUAGGUCUUGUAUUGAAUAUGCAUCACCUGUGUGGUCGGACUUAACCCAAAAUUUAACAAAUUCAAUCGAGUCUGUUCAAAAACGACCAUUACGAAUAAUUCUACCCUCUCUUGCUUACGAAGAUGCUUUGACGCGGUCCGGUCUAGAAACUUUAGCAAGUCGCCGAUCAAAUGCUUGCCAGAUGUUUGUUGAGAAAAUGAAGUCUGACGAUCAACCAAAUAACCCUUUUGCCAAAAUUUUGAAGCAUAACAUUCAUAAUGAACGUAAUCAUAGUUAUAAUUUAAGACACGAGGGACUAAAUAGAGUGAGGGCACGUACAGAACGUUUCUCUCAGUUUAUUACAUGCAAAUAUUAUUGAUGUUUCUUAGUCAUUGUAGGUUUUCCUAUUUAAACUUUUUUAUUUAAUCUUGUCAAUAGAUAACUUUAUAUUUGUAAUAUUUCUAAAAGCUCAUUGUCAUCUCUAGUUUAAGCGUGUAAUUCAGUUUUGUAACUGCAAAGCGUUUUAUUAAACUAUUUAUUAUUAUUAUUAUUAAAACAAUAUCUCACUCGUUCGCUGCGCUCACUUGUGAGAUAUUGUUUUUGCCACUCGAACAUAAAAUCCAUAUCUCUUCGCAACCGUCUAAUAUCCUCUAUAUAUUCGCGUUAAUUAAACCAAUUUUAGAAGUACCUGAAAGCAAUUCGCGUUAAUUAGACGACACGUUUAUUUAUGUCGCGUUAAUAAAGUGCAUCGUUAAUUUCCUAUAAUAAGAUAAUUUGACAGACAAAGGCCUCAUCUUUAUUGGUACGCAAAAAAUAAGUGUCAAUUUUUUUGUACACCCUAUCAAUAAAAUUGUUAUAGCAACAAUUGCCAUUUAUCAAUUUAGCGAUUCCAACUUUUGGCCCAGUACAUGAUAUAAUCGAAAGAGGAAUUAAAUCGAAAUGCAACUGGCAGCGUGAAAAUUAUUUCAAAACCACGAUAGUUGUAUAUAAUAGUUAGAAUUUAAAGAUAGCCGCAUUAAAUUUAAAUGACGUAUUAACCAUGUUUGCAUGAGACCAAUUAUAAUAUGCUGUAGUUAUAUUAUUUGCGGAAACGGAAAAGAGGAUAAAACACGGAAUACAGGAUAAAACGCGGAAAAACCUUUCUACUCUACGUUUAAGUCAUGCAUGUUAUCUUUUUAGUUGGUUCAGUAUCCCGUAGAUGGUAAAUGCCAGACUUGGUCCAAACUCUCUAAGACAAUAUAAAUGAGGAGUUAAAUAUGGCACGAUUUCUUACGACAGUUUAAAGUCGCCUUUUGCGGAUUAAAAUUAUGGUUGCUUUCUUCUUAUGUUGCACACAUUCUUGUGGAAAUAGAGUGACCAAAGACAAAAGAUAAUUUCAGCAUUGCAUUGCAAAGAUCAUGCUUAAAAAUAGCACAGAAACCGCGAGGUGGCAGUUUGGCGCCAAAAGAUAAUAGGGAGUCAUUCAGUGAGUAAAUAUUGCGAGACGGAUGUUACGUAAUUGGAGCGGUGCUGCAAUCAUUGCGAAAAGUAGAACCUGCAUGAUUCUACUUCUAUGUAACUCUAGCCAAAGUUUUAAAAAUGUAGUGUUAAUAAUUAAUGUUUUAACUCAAAACACUUAAAAUAUACAAGAUUCUUAUUGCAGGUGAAUGAUCUGUUUAUUAUAAUAAUUUCCCUUUCGAGUCGUUUAAUACAAAAAGAAAAACACGCAAGAAAGUCCAGAGUGCGACACAAAAAUGAACACAAGUACACAACGGAUGUUUAUGAGUCUACAACGUAUAUUUAUAGUUGUUUAUUAAAGGAAAACUGUCAACCCUUUAACUUGCCCUUAUUAUUUGUAUUCCACUAUACUGUAUAUUGAGUAAUUCCACGUACUAUAUUGUAUAUUAAAAUUCGCUGGGUUCAAAUGAUGGGGUUUUAGAGUCGUUACACAAAGAAAAACACAUUAAUUCAACACGCAAGAAAGUCCGGAGUGCGACGCAAUGUAAAAUCCAUAGGUCAACUCCGCCAAAAGCUACCAUUUUGAAACUGGACUAAUAUGUCACCCUUGGAGUUUGGAAUUGUGCGCGUGCGUACAAGUCUAUAUGUGGGCUAAUAAACGAAAAAUGUACCACAAGCAUUGUAUGAGCCAGCUAUUACGUACAUAAAUACGAGCUUGUUACUAUAAUAUAUAAAUCGUGGAAUCGAUGGCAUUUUGGCUUAAUCGCUGCACCCUGAGCCUGCGAUGCGCGAACGCAAACUUCGAUUUCUCGACGACGAAGAAAACAGAAAAUUAGGGAUUUAAGACGCUUGACCUUUCAGGUCAGUGUAACAAGACGCUCCACGGAGCGUUAAGUCGCUGGGGCGAUGGAAAUAUGCAACUUUAAAUACAAGUAAUACCACUAAUUAAAGAAGAACGUAUUUGUUUUUCCGAAAAUAUUGAUUCUUGAAGUUUGCAGUUUGCCUGGCAGUUAGCGCUAAUAGUUAAAGGGAAGUGGCAAUAUAUUUUUUUUUCUCAUUUGAAAGAACUUUGAAACUAUUUAAUAACUUCUUUUACCUAUUCUGCAUAUCUUGCUUAGUUCUUGAAAUAUUUUCACUUGAAAUAAUGACAUGUCAGCCAUCUUGGAUAAAUUUUUGAUUCAUUAACGGUAGUUUUGGUGACGUCACAACAGGGAUUAACCAUAUAAAAGCAUAUGUUGCUGAUCAAAUAUUGAUUGGUAGAUGUUUUAAAGGUCUCAAGUGAUCUUGGUAUUUGGAAGGGCAAAAUUAUUUUGAGUGCAAAAUGAUUGAUUAGUGGUUGUCUAGAUAAAAAUAUUGCGUGACCCCUGUUGUGACGCAACUUGCAUAUCUACAAAAAUCCAAGAUGGCGGACAUUUCAUUUCUUUCGAUUAAAAUAUUUGUAGAAGUAAGCAAGAUAUGAAAAAACGGUAAAAGACGUUUAUAUAUGGUUUUAAAUGUUCUUUCAAACGAGAAAAUAAAAAAUAUAUUGCCAUUUCCUUUUAAAACAAAUACAAACAUGUGCACAGUGGCGUAACCAGCCCGACGAUUUGGUCCCGCUAUGCAAAUUUCAACUCAUUAUCAUUAUUAAUUUCUUUAGACUAAUUGAUUGUGUUGAUAGUUUAUAAACAUGGCAAUAUUUGCAUAGCGGGACUGAAUCGGUGGGCUGGCUACGCCAGAGUAUAUAGUAUAGUGUACCGUAUAUGUUACAAUUAUAAGCGUUUAAUUAUCCUGUUGUCAUUACACAGAUCGCUGGUGUUAUGUUACCAACUGGCCAAGUUAAAACCGAACUUUAAUAGCGCUACUGCAACGAAUUCUUGGACCCUAGUUUUUUUUAGUUUAAAUAAAAUUCAGUCUUUUAGAAGCAUUUUCAUAUAUAUUUGACCAUCACGCGAUGCUUAGAAGUUGUCAAAUUUAACCUCUGAAGUUGGUUAUCGCGUUGCGAACUUUUCCGCCCCCAUACAUGUGACGUCAUAAGAUGAACGGAAACGACGAUAUAAAGGUCGUAUUUGUAGUAAAUUAUAUGACGCGUCAACACAUUGAAGUGGAUUUUUUGUCUAUUGCACUUGUUUAUGGCGCAGAUAAUUGAUUUUUAAAAAUCGAAGAACAUUGUCUAUCACAUCUUAUUGUUUAUUUAACGGCGGAAUGACGGUUAGAGACUCAAAUAAUAGGGUCAGUACUGCAUCUGGAAGUCGACGAGUAUGGACUCGGCUAAUUCGGCUUUGAAAUACGAUGAUGAACCAGUUGCCUAACAGCUUUUAUACAGCUUCACUAGACGAAGUGAUAGAGACAUUAACGCCGCUGCAGAUAGGCAACUACCAUCCGUGACUGUGUUGGAGCAAUUAAGCGAUGGUACAAUACCUGUAAAAUUAGUGGUAAGUAGAUCCUUUUUUCUGCAUGUAUAUUUAUAUUGCAUUGUGCUCGCCUCGGUAUAUUGUGUCUAAUUGUUUGAAUACAUCUGGUGUGUGUAACCACGGUUAACUUAAUAUUUAUUAUAAACUGGAUUGUGAGUGACAAAAAAUAUAAUAACGUUUAAUGAGGUUAUGCAAUAACCAAGGUUAGCAACUUGGUAACCAGGUAUCCUGACGUCAGCAAGCCACAUGACCAGGGGGGGAUGGCGCAAUGGGAGUAGGUGACAUCUAUCAUUCCAAGUCUGACGUCCAAACGACAAACACAAGUAUAUUCAUAUAGCCUAUUCGCAAUACUCAAAAUGAUUUUGCUUUUGUUUUUGUUUUUAAUAGAUAGCGAUAGGUGUAGUUGGCAAUUGUAGGAUUUGGUUCUAUUGAUGGCUACUUUUACUUGGAUGGGAAAACAGAAGAAAAUAAUUUCCAACAACAAAGACACACCGGACAGCUGCCUUACGUUUGAGCAGAAAAGCGGUCGACUUUAGUUGGAUUAGGCAGACUGUGACUGAGUCAGUUAACCAUUGAGUCAAAAUUGUGCCACUGUGCAAUAUCACAUUUACUGUAAUAUUUUGAAAUUAUAUUAAUCUUCAAAGUAACCAGUUAAGUUGCAUUCCUCAUGUUUUGUGCACAAAUAUAUUUCCCACACAAAGGCGUACCAGUACAAUAUUAUAUUAUUGUAUUAUUAUAUUUAUUGUUUAUACUUUAUACUAUGCAAUAUGUAUUAUUGAUAUGACUGAAUAUAACUCCAGUACAGUGGCAUCGUUUCUCUCAAAAUGUCAUCAGAAGUCUUGACGAAACUAGGUCAAGGCAUGCUGAAUUGUUGUCUUUAUUUAAAUCUCAAGAUGCUCUGGACAAGAAACUAACUUAACAGGAGAUAAUCUUUUUACAACCACAAAUGAUCUAAAACAUAAGAAAUGUUAAACACUUUGGACUAACUAUAUAGCAUCAUUUGCGCAAAAUAUUCACCAUGUGUGCGAACAUAUUAAUUUUUACUUCACCAUACCUGAAUUAUUUGCCUUGCGUCUGUUAAUUGUACUUUAGCCAGGGGAACAAUUCUAGCCAUGUAAAUUAUACAAACAGUUUCUUCCUUCAGUAUUCUUUCCAUAUUACGAGGUUUUGUCAAUGAAAAUAAAAUAUAGCACGAAUCUUCAAAACGGGCGCAAUCAAAACACUAGGUUUCGCAGAUGCGUGAAAACCCGGUCAAUGUUUACGGAUAAAAUUCACUGACUUUCUUUCACUCUGUGGAUCUGUUUCUUUGUUGGGUAAUAGAUACAUGGGUAUUCCUUCAGGCUGUUCAGAAUUCGUGCAAUAAUCUAAGUUAGAACUGCCAGAAACACGGCCUUCGUCUCCGCGUUUGUUGGUUUUACUAUAAUUUUAAUACACCACGAUGAAAUCGUGUUCAUCUUAUGACGUCACAUGGCAUCAACAUGGCCGGUCAAAAGUUCGCACAGGAAGUGCCAAAAAUGGCCACUUUGGAAGGCUAUAAAAUCGGUUUGAAUUUACCAAUUUCAAUUCUGUUUGUGGUAAACAGGUCAGGAGGGAAAGCACUUUUAAUUAAGCUCCAAAAAUGAGGGUCGCAAAAUUCGUUGCAGUGGCACUUUAAUUAAUAGCUAGCUAGUUAGUGCAUCGAAGGCUGGAAGGCAAGAAUACUCUUCGCCUCGAAACUAGAUACAUUAUGACGUCUGUCUAUUGCCUAAAGCCUGGCGCACACGAUGCGAUUUUAGUCGGCCAAUAAAAAUCGUUUGACAUACCGAUAUACAUCGGCAUACUCCGCACACGAUUACGAAAAAAAUACGCUCCCUGAACUGUAGCCGCCAUGUUGCCAAAUAACACAAGCACGUGAUCACAGCAUGAAAUCUUAUUGGUUAUACUUAAAAUUCCACCGAUAAAAUCGUAUAAUAUCAAAACGUUUUGACGUUGUCCGAUUAAAAUCGAGCAACAAAAAUCGGUUAAAAAUGACACCGCACACACAACGAUUUUGUUAGUUUUAGUCAAACGAUUUUUAUCGGCCGACUAAAAUCGCAUCGUGUGCGCCAGGCUUAAUACAUUUUUGUAAUUAAUACGUCAAUCAGUGAUGACGUGUCAAUUGUGACUCGGGUUGGCUCUGUUAUAAUUUGCUCUAGCUGAUAGAUGUCCAUGAUAUCUAUGAGUCGUUUACUCUGGAAAAAAUGUCCAUAGUAAACGACUCAUAGAUAUCAUGGACAUCUAUCAGCUAGAGCAAAUUAUAACAGAGCCAACCCGAGUCACAAUUGACACGUCAUCACUGAUUGACGUAUUUAUUACAAAUACCCCUCAAAGAGUAAAAUCCAGUGGAGUGAUUCGUCUUGGCAUUAGUGACCACUACAUGAUUUAUGUGUGUACCAAAGACGCAAUCAGUAGAUCGCCUCCUAAAGUUGUUGAGACCAGAUCUUUUAAAAACUACAACAAAUUUGUAUUCAGAAGGGAUCUGUUCUAUACACUAAAUUGUCUAAUAUAGAAGCUGAACUAGACCCAAACAAAAUGUGGGAAAAAUGGAGAAAUGUGUUUACUACUACCGCAGACAAACAUGUUCCAUUAAUAACGCGUAAAGUUAGAAGUCAACACACUCCAUGGCUGACUAGUGAAAUUAAGAAACUGAUGAAUCAUCGAGACUAUUUAAAACAUAAAGCAACCCGCACUAAAUCUCGGUAUUUCUAUGAAGCCUAUAAAAUUGCUCGAAAUAAAACCAACAAAAUAGUAGAGAAAGCUAAAUCAAGGCAUUUCCUACAUACCAUAAACAACAAUAGCAACAAGCCAAAGCAACUAUGGAAAAGUGUCAACCUCAUUCGAGGUAAAGGAUCAAAAACAACUAAUGUAUCCAGUCUGAAAAUAGACGAAGAAACUAUAACAGGUGACAAGAACAUUGCUGAAGCUUUUAACUCUUUUUUCGUCCGUGUGGGUCCAUCGCUUUCGCAAAGUUUACCAGAGUCUCAAAAAAGCUAUUCUGAUUAUGUUCAACAUCCCACACAUAAUACCUUUUCCUUUAGUGAGGUUAGUGAAAAUGACACUCUAAAGUUGCUAUGUGGUUUGAAAGAAUCAAAGGCGGCUGGUCCAGAUAAAAUAAAUACUAAACUAGUCAAGGAUUCUGCUGAAGUAAUCUGUCCUACAUUGACAAAAAUUUUCAACAGAUCCUUGCAACAAGGUAUCUCCCCAGAGGAACUUAAAACCGCUUUUGUCUCCCCCAUUUACAAAAACGGUGACAAAUCUGACUGUAGCAAUUAUAGGCCUAUUUCGAUUUUGUCGACUAUUGCAAAAAUAUUAGAAAAAACUGUCUACAAUCAGCUAAUUUCGUAUAUAAAUGAGAAUAACAUUCUAAUAAUAAUCAAUUUGGAUUUCGAAAAUCUCAUUCAACUGUAACGUCGUUGUUAAAUGCUACAAGUAAUUGGCUUCUUCUGGUAAUCAAUUUGGAUUUCGAAAAUCUCAUUCAACUGUAACGUCGUUGUUAAAUGCUACAAGUAAUUGGCUUCUAAAUAUUGAUAAAGGCCUUAUAAAUGGAGUCUUGUUCCUAGACCUACGGAAAGCAUUUGACACUGUUGAUCAUGUAAUCCUAAUUGAAAAGCUAAAACUGUAUGGAAUUACAGGGGGUGCCUUGAAGUGGUUUAUAUCAUACUUAGAAAAAAGAUAUCAAACAUGUAAAAUGAAUAACGUUAAAUCAUCCAGAAAAUUAAUUAAAUGUGGUGUUCCCCAGGGGUCUAAUUUAGGACCCCUCCUAUUCUUAUUAUAUGUCAAUGACCUGCCAAAUUGUCUUGAUCAGGCAAAACCUUCGAUGUUUGCUGAUGAUACUAAUAUCUCCGUAUCUGCGGAAUCCGUAGACGAAUUGGAGGAAAAAUUGAACACCGAUCUUAGUAAUAUUUAUCAAUGGUUAGUGGCAAACAAAUUAACACUUAACGUUUCUAAAACAGAAUAUAUGAUUAUUGGCUCUCGAAAUAAUCUAAGUAAGAUUAAUGUGGAUCCGACAAUUAAAAUUGGUGGCGAUUCUAUUAAUAGAGUUAAAACAACAAAAAGUCUUGGCGUGGUCAUUCACGAUAAGUUGAGAUGGGAGGACCACAUUGACAGCAUCAGUAAAAAAGUUUCAAGCGGAAUAGGAGCGAUAAAAUUGAUCAAGCCUUAUGUUCCAAAGGAUUGCCUAAAUCAGAUUUAUAAUGCUCUUGUGCAGCCAUAUUUUGACUAUUGCUCUCUAGUAUGGCAAAAUUGUAAACUAGAGUUGCAAUUGAAACUUCAAAAACUUCAAAAUAGGGCAGCAAGAGUUAUAACUGGAGAUAACUGGGAGGUUCGUUCAAAAGAUGUUCUUAGCAAACUGAAUUGGCAACCACUAAACCAGAUAAGAUUGGUUAAGACGCUCUUGUUUAUGCGCAAAAUUCUAAAAAAGGAAGUUCCUACAUCAAUAUCAGAAGUCAGACCAGUUUCACAUUUCGGUAACCGAUCAAUACAAUCUACGUAGUAAUUUUACUAUGUUGAAACUGGCAACAGUUUCACAUUUCGGUAAACGAUCAAUACAAUCUACGUAGUAAUUUUACUAUGUUGAAACUGGCAAAACCAAGAACAAAUGCACUGAAGCGUAAUUUUAGCUACCAUGGUGCAAAAACUUGGAAUAAUUUGCCAACUGAAUUGAAAAAUCUCACGAUCUCUGAGAGAGUUUUCAAAAAUAAAUUACAAGAUUUCAUUCGCGAAAAUAAUUCAUUUUUGAACAAUUUUUCAAGUUGCCAGUGACUGCUAUAAAACAUUUUUUCAAUAAACUGUUACUUAGAGUGUAUGUUUUUGUGGGUUUUUAUGGAGUAUUAUAAAUGUAAUAAUGUCCUGUUUAUGCAUGAUAUUUACUAUAAUUUAGUGCAAUUGUUGUUCUACUGUUUAGCUUAAAUUUCUACACGGCCUUAUGAAAAGCAACCAUUUUAAUUAUUUGAAACUUUGUUACUAUCAGAAAACUCUAUAUAUUUUUAGUAGAAAUAGGUUGAUAAGCUACCGUGUAUAAAGAAUUUUAAAUAAUAAUAAUAAUAAUAAUUAAUGCCGCGUGAGAGGAGAGGUAUUUCGCAUGAUUACUGAGCGACUAGCUAAUGACAUGUGCCUACAACCAAUAGCAAUAACGCUUUAGUAGUUUAGUCAUAUCUACUAAUCUACAUACCAGUGUGCAGUAUAAAUGCGGCGAACUCACUGCAUGGAAUAAUAAUAUAUGUUAUGAGACAGGAUUCGAGAUUGUGCUUUGUUUUGUCUCGGAGUAUUGACCACAUACAUGUGUGUGAUGUGUAGGUUAUUUUGAUUCGUGACUCAUCACUGCAAAUCAAAUAUAAAAAUGCGGUUUGACGCUUUAUAGUGUAAACACAAAAUGUGAAAGUGCGCUGACUAAUACUCGGGAAAUCGCGAUGAUUUCCGACGAUGUCCGAUUUCGAUACGAGUGUAACCGGAACGCGUUCCGCACAUGCGUUCCGCAAUUGCAAAUGGACGCAAAUGCAUGGAACGCAUUUAGGAACGCGUUCCGAACGCGUUUUCUGUUAGGUUAUUUUUGAGCAGUACGGCAUUUCACAGUUUGCAUUCUUCACUCCCUACACUGGCAUGCAACCACCAUUUGAAAUUAUAAAACAAAAGUACUGCCUGCGUAUGUUAUUUAUUUAACGGUUUAGGUCGGCGCAUGCACGCGAAAUAAGUAUUUCCAUAGGUCUCAAAAAAUGGACCAACAUAAAAAUCAAUAAAUAACGUUUUAAAUAAUGUCGCUAAUGCUAUUUUGUAGAUGAAGUCAAUCAUGUUUUGAAAAUCAGAUUAAACGGGACAAAUGAUAAGCAAGGACGAGUAGAAGUAUACAAACCAUCAUACGGUUGGGGUACAGUAUGUGAUGAUGCCUGGGAUAUUAAGGACGGUCACGUAGUGUGUCGUCAAUUGGGCUUUUCCAGGGCUAACGCGGUGUACCAGAGUGCCCAUUAUGGCGCAGGAACAGGUCCAAUAUUGCUCGAUGACUUGGCAUGUACUGGAAAUGAAUUUCAUCUAUGGAAUUGUCCUCAUGCAGGAUGGAAUGUGGAGAACUGUAGCCAUGGUGAAGACGCAAGUGUGGAUUGUCAGUAAUGCAUGAAUGAUGCUAAUUUCUCAACAAUUUUGUAACCGCUUAUAUAUAACAUAUGUGACAUUAUUAAUAUAAUCAACUACUGCUCAGAAAAACUGUUUUGUAGAAAAUUUUAUACUCCAAGAACAAUUAGAUAUACUUCAAAAGUAUGCAAACCAUGCUGUAUUUGUAAUGAUCAUGAUGAUAAUGUAUCGUAUCGUAAAAAAUUAUUUCAAGACGCUAGCUUCAUCAACAUAAAUUGGUUUUCAUGAGAGGCGUCGUCAAUUUAUAUACAAAGUAUUAAUAUUUACAAGAGAAUAAGUAGAAACAAAGAGAAACUAUUUACGAAAAUGCAUGCUGAAUACAGGUGUGACCCAUCCAAUUGGUAACAGAGUCAGAGAUUAAUAUUUUGUUUGAAAAUAUGGAUUGAUUGUGCUUCUUUUGUUUCCCGAGAAAUGCUAUUCCAAAGCUUUGCCCAGCUGUAUUUAAAACUUUUUUUAGGAAUUCCCUUCUCGGUUUUGGGAGAACUAAAUCAGUAUAGCUAUUUGUUAAAUUAUAAUUCGCUUGCGUUAAACUACUCCAAGUCAGUGACUCUUUCAAGUUAGGAGCAGUAUAAUCGUUUAGAAUUUUAUACAGAAGAAUGGACUUCAUCUUCUGUCUUCUACCUUUCAAAGUUUCUCAACCAAGAGUUUUAAGAACGACAGCAGAUUCAAUUUCGUAACUUGCGCCAGCAAUUAUUCUUGCCGCACGAUUUUGAAAUUUCUGAAGUUUAUCAAGAAGUUGUAUGCCGCAAAUGUCCCACAGUGGAGAACAGUAAUCAAAAUAAAGUUGAAUCAAGGCAUUGUGAAUCAUUUGGAGUGAGUUUACUGGAAUGAAAUUUUUAGCCCUUGGCAACAUUGCAAUGCCAGAUCGAACUCUUUUCAAUACCUUUUCGAUCUGUUUAUCCCAUUUAAGGUUUUCGUCGAGUAACACGCCCAGACAUUCGAAAGAGCUAGUUCUACAAAGAGGUUUGUUGUUAAAGAACACAGGAUAGUCGUGAACUUUAUUGGUUAGAUUAUAUGACGAUCCUAUGAUCAUGUACUUAGUUUUAGUAGGGUGGUGCUGUAGUUUGUUACUGGCGAGCCAAUCACUGAUUUGUUUUAGGUCAGAAUUUAAUUUAUCAAUCAGCUCAUUAUAAUCGUUAGAAGAAGAAAAUAUUUGGGUAUCGUCCGCGUAUAAACAAGGUGUAGUUUUUUUUAGUUUA